UAUCCCCUCCUUCCCCUUCUCCCUAACCCUAACCAUUCCUCUCCAUCUCUCCAUUACAAAAAUGCAUGCUUUAACUGUGCUCACAUCUUCCUCUUGGAUUUCUUCACUUUCCUCCUCACAGAAGGCAGUGAAAGAGAAGCAGCUGGGGAAGAAGGAGGAGGAGGAGGAUCAGGAGCACAGAAGGCCACAGGGAACUGUACAUUUUCUAACCACUCCUCUCCUCUCUGCAAUCCUCACCUUAUCCAAUCCUCUCGUCCCUGUUCCAGCCACAUUUUCCCAGCCAGAAUUCCCCAAGGGAACAGCACUAUUUCAGAAGGCGUGCAUUGGCUGCCAUGAUAGGGGAGGAAACAUACUCCAACCAGGUGCCACUCUUUUCAUAAAAGACCUCCAAAGGAAUGGAUUGGCAACAGAAGACGAUAUAUACAACAUAACAUACUAUGGCAAAGGAAGGAUGCCAGGUUUUGGAGAGAGAUGCACGCCGAGAGGGCAAUGCACGUUCGGGCCUCGGCUUAAAGAGGAAGAGAUCAAGCAAAUUGCUGGCUUUGUGAAAUUACAAGCUGAAAGAGGUUGGCCAAAUAUUGAAACCUAUGGAGAUUGAUUUCUUUAUUACAGAACUAACUACAUAGUUCUUUAAGUGGAAAAGGAGAAAACUUGUGUAAUUUGCAUGAAGUUAUAUUAUGAAUAAUGUUGUGGAAUUUGCAGAGAAGCUACUCAAGCAAGAUUAUUCCUGAUAUCUAAGCAAAAGAUUAUUCAAGCUAUCUAUUUGCUUGUGA
Molecule: messenger RNA, 773 nt
Organism: Phalaenopsis equestris
Lineage: Eukaryota; Viridiplantae; Streptophyta; Magnoliopsida; Asparagales; Orchidaceae
Product: cytochrome c6, chloroplastic
Exons: 6
Coding region: 62-598 (178 amino acids)
Molecular function (GO): electron transfer activity; iron ion binding; heme binding
Source: RefSeq, a predicted model, not a curated record